Molecule: messenger RNA, 384 nt
Organism: Trichosporon asahii var. asahii CBS 2479
Lineage: Eukaryota; Fungi; Basidiomycota; Tremellomycetes; Trichosporonales; Trichosporonaceae
Exons: 1
Coding region: 1-384 (127 amino acids)
Source: RefSeq, a predicted model, not a curated record
AUGUCCGUCCCCAGCGACAUCAAGGCCUUUGUGAGCGAAUUCUACCGCCUCUCCGACGACCCAGACCACGACGCAUACUGCUCCCUGUUCACGCCCGACGCGUCCUUCCUGGUGGGCACGGUCGGUGCUAAAGGGCGAGACGGUAUCCGCUCAGUCCGCGCCAAGGGGUGGGAUAACUUCGAUCACCGUGUGCAUAAGCAUGAGCGCAUUUAUGUCAACGAGGACGAACCCGACGUCGCCAUGCUCACGGGUACAAUUGACUAUGAUCGUAAGGACGGCGUUUCCGCUAGAGAUCUCUGCUGGGCUGGCAAGAUGGUCUUCGAUCGCAGUGGUGGGCUCAAAGUGAAGGAUUACUAUGUCUGGGUCGUGAGUCAUGGCUUGUAG